Habropoda laboriosa is the source of this 1025-nucleotide messenger RNA. RefSeq lists its product as uncharacterized. The coding region runs from base 280 to 975 and encodes 231 amino acids. The record is from RefSeq and is a predicted model, not a curated record. The transcript is spliced from 3 exons. NCBI's taxonomy places the organism in Eukaryota, Metazoa, Arthropoda, Insecta, Hymenoptera, Apidae.
AAUCGGAGAAUCGCUUUGCAUCGGACCGCGUGUGCACGCGUUCCCUGUAUAUCGGUACACGAUGGGGCCAAUGGCCGGCCACUGUGCUCGAGGCUCUCAUGACCGUUCGACGACAAAGAAAUACCGGUUUCUCAGCGUACUGACCACUAUAUCAAGGAAGAGCAUCGGUGUAACACCGUCUUUUAACCGAACCCCGGUCAGUCUGAAUCCUGUCAACGAUCCUCGUGCAUUUUGCCGAAAGUUCGUGCCCGUUCAAGCCAGAUUGGGCCCCACUUCGUCAUGUAUCUACGUUACGACAUCCUCGUGUUGGUUUAUCACGUUAUGACCGGCCUGUCGUUACCGGCAACCAGCUAUGAUCAACGACAAACCGGCGAUCUGAACGUGCAGGUCCACCUGAAGGAUGUGCAAGUGCUCGCGUUGCUGGACUCAGAGUUGCUUGACGAUUACACGGAGUUCGAUUACUUCUACGAUUAUGCCGAUUUCACGGUGAAACCGAUCGUCAAGCCCACUACUAGUACUACCGAGGCGACUAUACCAGCUUCAGAGUCUACUGAAAACGUCGAUGUCGCUGAAACAGUUGAUCCUUCUUCACAAAAUUCAACGCUUCUCUCAACUAGCAAUUCUUCAAACGCAAAUUCCGCCUCAGAAGUCACAGAAAUUUCUGUACUAACAUAUACUGAGGAUACAAACAAAACUUCAGCCACUUUAUCACUUGAAAGUCCAGAAAAUCCAACUAAGGAGGGUAAUGCAUUGAAGACAAGAAUCAACAACAAAACCAGCGAUCUAUUUAAAGUAGACGAAGAGGAUUCUGUGGAGAAAAAAAAUGGGAGGUCAGUCGUAGAAAAUCCACUAAAAAAAUCUGGAAAACGCUGUAGAUCGGGAUACUCGCCUAAUGGGAAGGGCCGUUGUCGACGUUUGAGUCAACGAAGAUUAUCAUUAAUUCCGUUAGCUAUGAGAUGGAUGCCAAAACUAUAAGACGACCUAUCGCGAGGCACGAGAAAUUUGGCGCAAAUGAAAGUCAAUCG